UAUCAACAACAACAGAGAAGCUGCGCUAACAACGCGGAUGUUUUUGCCCUGCAAUCUUUGAGGUCUGUUCCAUCAUACCACACAGUGAUGUUCAGUGAAGCCAUGAAUGAAGUUGAGGAGAAACAUCAGUGUCAGAAACCUCAGAAUCUUGUAAAGCUGGAAAUGUCUUCUAGUAGUUUGCAGAAGAACAAGAUUUUCUCUCCAAAAUGGAAGCAAAGAACUGAAGCAGGCGAGCCUUUCACUUGUUCUCACUGUGGAAAGAGUUUCAAACAUAAAUGUCAUCUUCAAAGACACAUUAGAAUUCACACUGAAGAGCGACAGUACACGUGUCCUCAAUGUGGAAAGAGUUUCAAACUCAAAUCAACGCUUGAGAAGCACAUUAGAAUUCACACUGGAGAGCGUCCAUACACAUGUACUCAGUGUGGAAAGAGUUUUAGACAGAAAUCAAAUCUUGAGGUGCACGUGAAAAUUCACAUUGAAGAGCGCCCAUACACAUGUACUCAGUGUGGAAAGAGUUUCAAACACAAAUGUCAUCUUCAGGUCCACAUGAGAAUUCACACUGAAGAGCGACCAUACGCUUGUCCUCAGUGUGGAAAGAGUUUCAAACGCAAAUCAACACUUGAUGAUCACGUGAGAAUUCACACUGGAGAGCGCCCAUACACAUGUACUCAGUGUGAAAAGAGUUUCAGAGAGAAAUCAACGCUUGAGAAGCACAUUAGAAUUCACACUGGAGAGCGACCAUACGCGUGUCCUCAGUGUGGAAAGAGUUUCAGACAGAAAUCAAAUCUUGAGGUGCACGUGAAAAUUCACAUAGAAGAGCGCCCAUACACAUGUCCUCAGUGUGGAAAGAGUUUCAAACACAAAUGUCAUCUUCAGGUACACAUGAGAAUUCACACUGGAGAGCGUCCAUACACAUGUACUCAGUGUGGAAAGUGUUUCAAACGCAAAUCAACACUUGAUGAUCACGUGAGAGGUCACACUGGAGCGCGCAGAUACACAUGUACUCAGUGUGGAAGGAAGAGUUUCAGACUGAAAUCAGAUUUUGAGGUCCACAUGAGAAUUCACACUGGAGAGCGUCCAUGAACAUGUCUUCAGUGUGGAAAGAGUUUUCAGCAUAAAUUCAAAGCCUGUCAGAAACCUCAGAAUCUUGUAAAGCUAGAAAUGUCUUCUAGUAGUUUGCAGAAGAACAAGAUUUUCUCUCCAAACAGGAAACAAAGAACUGAAGCAGGCGAGCCUACCUGCGCUCAGUGUGGAAAAUGUUUCAAAUACAAAUGUCUUCUUCAGAGACACAUGAGAACUCACAGUGAAGAGCGUCCAUACACUUGUCCUCAGUGUGGAAAGAGUUUCAAACGCAAAUCAACGCUUGAGAAGCACAUUAGAAUUCACACUGGAGUGCGUCCGUAUACUUGUCCUCAGUGUGGAAAGAGUUUCAAACGCAAAUCAACGCUUCAUGAGCACAUGAGAAUUCACAGUGAAGAGCGACCAUACAUGUGUCCUCAGUGUGGAAAGAGUUUCAACCGCAAAUCAACGCUUAAGGACCAUGCGAGAAUUCACACUGGAGAGCGCCCAUACUCUUGUCCUCAGUGUGAAAAGAGUUUCACACAGAAAUCAACACUUGAUGAGCACAUGAAAAUUCACACUGGAGAGCGUCCAUACGCAUGUCCUCAGUGUGGAAAGAGUUUCAACCGCAAAUCAACGCUUGAUGACCACGUGAGAAAUCACACUGGAGAGCUACCAUACGCUUGUCCUCAGUGUGAAAAGAGUUUCUACCGCAAAUCAACGCUUGAGCACCACGUGAGAAUUCACACUGGAGAGCACCCAUAGGUAUGUCCUCAGUGUGGAAAGAGUUUUAUACAGAAAUCAGCGCUUGAGAGGCACAUUAGAAGUCACACUGGAGAGCGUCCAUACACAACAUGUCCUCAAUUUGGAAGGAAGAGUUUCAGACUGAAAUCAGAUUUUGAGGUCCACAUGAGAAUUCACACUGGAGAGCGUCCAUGGUCUGUUCCACCAUACCUGAUGUUCAGUGAAGCCAUGAAUGAAGUUGAGGAGCAACAUCAGUGUCAGAAACCUCAGAAUCUUUUAACGUUGGAAAUGUCUUCUAGUAGUUUGCAGAAGAACAAGAUUUUCUCUCCAAAAAGGAAGCAAAGAACUAAAGCAGGCGAGCCUUUCACCUGUUCUGAGUGUGGAAAGAGUUUCAAACAGAAAUCAACGCUUGAGGAGCACAUUAGAACUCACACUGGAGAGCGCCCAUACACAUGUCCUCAGUGUGGAAAGAGUUUUAAGCGCAAAUCAACGCUUGAGGAGCACAUGAAAAUUCACAGUGAAGAGCGUCCAUACACGUGUCCUCAGUGUGGAAAGAGUUUUAAACAGAAAUCAAAUCUUGAGGUGCACAUUAGAAUUCACACUGGAGAACGUCCAUACGCAUGUCCUCAGUGUGGAAAGAGUUUCAAACACAAAUCAACGCUUGAGGAGCACAUGAGAAUUCACAAUGAAGAGCGUCCAUACACAUGUCCUCAGUGUGAAAAGAGUUUCAAACACAAUUCAACGCUUAAGGAUCACAUGAGAAUUCACACUGGAGAGCGUCCAUACACAUGUCCUCAGUGUGAAAAGAGUUUCAAACACAAUUCAACGCUUAAGGAGCACAUGAGAAUUCACACUGGAGAGCGUCCAUACACUUGUCCUCAGUGUGUAAAGAGUUUCAACCGCAAAUCAAAUCUUGAGGAGCACAUUAGAAUUCACAGUGAAGAGCGUCCAUACACGUGUCCUCAGUGUGAAAAGAGUUUUAAACAGAGAUCAAAUCUUGAGGUGCACAUUAGAAUUCACACUGAAGAGCGUCCAUACACAUGUCCUCAGUGUGGAAAGAGUUUCAGACAGAAAUCAGCGCUUGAGAAGCACAUGAGAAUUCAUACUGAAGAGCGACCAUACGCGUGUCCUCAGUGUGGAAAGAGUUUCAAACACAAAUCAAAUCUCGAGGACCACGUGAGAGGUCACACUGGAGCACGCCGAUACACAUGUACUCAGUGUGGAAGGAAGAGUUUUGAACAGAAAUCAGAUUUUGAGGUCCACAUGAGAAUUCACACUGGAGAGCGUCCAUGAACAUGUCUUCAGUGUUGAUAGAGUUUUCAGCAUAAAUUGUAGAUUUGCUGUUAAUUUACUCAUCAAGAAGUUUUUUGCUGUGGUAUCAAGACCAGUAAAAAUGUGUACAAUUCCAAAGACAGAAAUGAGGUUAUUGCUUUAAAUUAAAAACACAAUAAUGUCUCUAAAAAGCUUUGCCCAGACAUUGUAUUUAUAUUUGUUUGAUAAUAUAUGUUGACAAGAGUGUAACUUUGGUUUGAGAAGUGGGGUGGGGGGGGACACAGGAUGAGGGAACAUGUUUUUGAUUUUUGAAUCCUAUCACAAAUUCAAAAUACCUAUGUUUUGCUUCGUUUUGAUUGUUUAAAUUGAUUAAACCAUGAAACCAAAAGGUGUUUUAUUGUGGUAUAAAACACAAAAAAGGAGACAUUUUUACUGUAGCAUUUUAAAGUUAUAGACCCAUGAAGUUGUGUGAAUAAUGCAAUGGGUCGUUGCACUAAUGGGCCACUUUGAAGUGCUACAUCUCAAAUACCUUUAAGGGUAUGUUAGAAGUUAAACAGAUGUUAUAUUAAACUUAAUUCUUGUCCACAUUUUGGAUUUUUAUGUGUGUUCAUUUU
Molecule: messenger RNA, 3689 nt
Organism: Triplophysa rosa
Lineage: Eukaryota; Metazoa; Chordata; Actinopteri; Cypriniformes; Nemacheilidae
Product: zinc finger protein 850-like
Exons: 5
Source: RefSeq, a predicted model, not a curated record